ACUGCCAUAAAUGCUAAAUGGGAUUCUGAUGGGAAGUUUAUUAUGCCCUUGGAUGUUGAGGUUGAAAGUAUGAGAUACAUAAUUGUUUAUGACAGUAGUACAUAUUCACUGUCAGAUUCAGGUCCAGCUAUAGACUGUGCAGACAGCAUAGAAGAAUCAAGCCAAUUUCCUGUUCAGAUUCUUAGCGGGGGCGAUGAGAAGUUUUCUGCACUCUACCCUUUCCUAAGAACGCCAGAAUUGGAGAGCUUGAAUUCCUAUCCUGUGGAAAUCUUGCCAGGCAAGCUUUAUAUGGGUGAUUACAGGCAGGCCACAAACCUUCAAAUCCUUAAAGAUCUGAAGCUGAAUGUACUUGUCAGUGUCUCUGAUGAAUGCAGUCUUGUGUUUAAAAAGGCAACUGCACUGUCUUACACAUCCGAAAAUCAGAUUUGAUCACUUCGUUCGAGAGAAUGUGCGUUUUUAUUGGUAAGUACUGGGAGAUUUUUUUUCGUCCAGUGGAUAAACAAUAACUAUCAACAACAACAACAACAACAACAAAAAACUGUUCAGUUAUGAUUGUGAGUGUUUUAAACAUUUCAGGUUCACAUCUCAAUAACUCUUCUUCUGUUUUGAUAUUCUCUACUCUUGGAGUAAGCCGAUGCUGUGCUGUAACAAUAGCAUAUUUUAUGUAUCACCUCAAAUACACACUUAAGGAAGCAUGGAAUCAUAUUCAGCAGUGCAAAGCCAA
Messenger RNA from Cyprinus carpio (common carp), 724 nucleotides. Its product is annotated as serine/threonine/tyrosine-interacting-like protein 1. Gene Ontology annotation, biological process: positive regulation of intrinsic apoptotic signaling pathway; negative regulation of cytoplasmic stress granule assembly. The transcript has 6 exons. The coding region runs from base 43 to 429 and encodes 128 amino acids. Gene Ontology annotation, cellular component: mitochondrion. Lineage: Eukaryota; Metazoa; Chordata; Actinopteri; Cypriniformes; Cyprinidae. Gene Ontology annotation, molecular function: pseudophosphatase activity; protein phosphatase inhibitor activity; protein phosphatase binding. The record is from RefSeq and is a predicted model, not a curated record.